Messenger RNA from Micromonas pusilla CCMP1545, 1101 nucleotides. RefSeq lists its product as uncharacterized. NCBI's taxonomy places the organism in Eukaryota, Viridiplantae, Chlorophyta, Mamiellophyceae, Mamiellales, Mamiellaceae. The transcript has a single exon. The record is from RefSeq and is a predicted model, not a curated record. Bases 1 to 1101 code for a protein of 366 amino acids.
AUGAACUCCACCCCUGACGCCUAUGAACUCCACCCUGCGCAGGUCCCGGGCGGGGUGAUGCUCACGAAGCGAACGGAGGGCGAGAAGAACGAGCACGGCGGCGGCGAAGACGACGACGACGACGAAUUCGUCGGUUCGCGCGACGGACCGUCGCGAAGCAGCGUCGACUUCGACGACCUCGUCUCCGGGUUGGACUUCGGCGACGGCGACGGCGAAGGCGACGGCGCGGUGGGGGGGGACUUCCAGGUGACGACGCGGAGGCUGGGCGAGCCCGACAUGCCUCGCGCGGGCGGCGGCGCUUCCUCGCGAGCGUCGACGUACAGAGAGACCGCGGACGAGAUCCAGCGAACGCGCGAGGCGCGCAUCGCGAGAGAUUCUAUGCCCGGGACGUGGCGACCGGGGCGGGGCGCCGCAGCCGCCGCGAACGCGGACGUCGCGCCGUACGGGAUGAACAUGGAGGCGCGCGGAUCCGGAUCCGGAUCCGGACGCGGCGACGCGUCCGCGUGGCGACGCGAGCCCGUUCGCGAGCGCGCGCCGCGGCCGCGUCUCUCGCGGAACUCCGGCGCGGCGAACAACGACAAGCCCGCGUCGCUCGCGGCGACGCGGCGGUCGAACGCGCGCGCGGCGCCUCGAGGGAUCGUGCAGCCGCUCCCGCCGCGCCCGGCGCGACGACGACUCGCGCCGCCGCUUCCGCCGCAGAACAACAACAAGGGCACCUCCGCGACGGUGACGCGCGUCGACGUCGACGCGUCGACGUCCCCCGUCCGACGCCGCCGCGUCCGCGUCAGCGCGCCGGGCUCCGCGAACGACGCGGCGCUCGCCUCGCGUCCCUCCGCGUCGCUUCGAGCCGCGAGCGAGGGCGGGCGCGCGGCGGCCGCGCGGCAGCCGAGACGCGAUCCGGGGGACGCGCUCCCUGGGGGGUUGCGCGGCGUCGGCGCGGCGUCGGUGGCGGCGUUGGCGUCGUUGGGGGUGACGACGGUCGGGGAGCUCGCGGGGAUGAGCGACGCGGACGUGGAGACGGCGAAGACGCGCGCGCCGAAGCUGAAGCUGGGGCACUUGCGGAACGUCGCGCGCGUCGCCGUCGGAGCCGGCGAGGAGUGA